Pelagomonas calceolata is the source of this 2299-nucleotide messenger RNA. NCBI's taxonomy places the organism in Eukaryota, Pelagophyceae, Pelagomonadales, Pelagomonadaceae. The record is from the annotation of a GenBank genome assembly.
CUAUCACCUUGGAGAUCACUAGCUCUAUUCAGGCUGCCCGACGGGUACCAUGGAUGAUCAGGCGAUGGAUGCUGAAGCAGCAGCUAUCUUGCGGCAAGAGGCAACUGCGUACGAUGUGUUGGGCGUCGAUCCGCGCGCAGAUGCCAAUGCUAUCAGACGAGCUUAUCACAAUCGAAGUAUGCGGUGGCAUCCGGACAGGUGCAACCACGCCCGCAGGACGGAGGUUAUGCAGCGUAUCAAUAGCUCCUAUGAAUCGGUAAGGGACGAGGCUCGCCGAGCAAACUACGACGAGUCGCUCAGGGCCGCGGCGCGGCGCGCGCGCCGGAACCGAGAUUCGCCAUGGAUCGGUGCGACAAUGCGCAACGGCGCGUACGGCCGAUUGAUGGAGUUCGUUGCGAAGGUCGACCGUGACGGUGUGUUCGAAAUGACGCUCCCCACCAUCGUGGUGGUUGGCCUCGAAAGUCACGGGAAGAGCUCGCUCAUGGAGCGGCUUGCCCUACGCGACGUGUUCCCGCGUGGGGUGGGCUUCGUGACCAGAAUGCCCAUUUUGCUGAAAUUGCGCCAGGUUAACUUCGAGAACUCGGUCGGCAUCCGCCUGAUCCGCCUGAGCGGCUCGAGUGUCGUAGAGGAAGUCGAAGAAGAAAAGAAGUUUUACGACAUCGGCCAGCGCAACUUUGCGGAGGUCGUCGCUGAGAAGAUGCAGCAGUUUAUCUCGCAGAGGGGCGGAGGUAGCGGCGACAUGCAGGUCGUUAUUGACCAUAGGAUUGAGAUCGAGAUCCGUGCCGCGGACCUGGUCGACAUCGACCUCUUAGAUCUUCCGGGCAUCGUGAGCAUGCCGAAGGAUGUUGCCGAAGCAUCGCUGCGACUGACGCGCGAGUUUCUGCAGAGAGACGACACGCUGGCGCUGUGCGUUAUCGAUGAUCUUUUGCCGGCCGUCAGAUCGUCCCAGGCACUGGGCGAGAUCGGGCGAGUCGACGGCCUGGGGGCACGCACCAUCGUGGUGCUCACGAAGGUCGACAUGUUGCAGGGUCCAUCGUCGCAGCAGAACCCGGCCCGCCUGGCGCAUCGCCUGGCAAACCCGGCCACAACGGUCGGCUUUGCGCCCAAGGCAUUCAUCCCCGUCAUCAAUCGUGGCGAAGACGACGGAAGGUCGCUCUCAGAUACGCUCGACGCCGAGGAGGCGACCUUCGCGGAGUGGAAGAGGACAACUCCAGAACUGCCCGCUGCCGACCACUUGGGCCUCACGGGAGUCCUCAAAUCUCUCAAUUCGCUCAUCGAGGAACAUAUUCGCCAAAAGUGGCUACCUCAUCAGCUCGAGAAAGCAACACGUCGACUGCAGGUGGUUCGGGAUGAAAUCGACUCGCUUGGCGCGCUGUCUGUGUCAAGAGAGCUCUUCCUUGAUCGUUUAUGUGAAGUGGUGAGUGAGAAGCUGGCAGAGUUGGACUUGAAAAAUGGUAGCAGCAAUCCCGAGAUGAAAUUCUACUAUGAUUGGAUGGCAAAAUUGAACUUUCCAGCUGAUAUACCACGGGGGGGCGGUCGAUUUAAUCGUGUUCGUCGCCGUAUGCGGGCGAAGGCCAUUUGGAAACUCAUCGUGGAAAGCGUGCCUAGUGAGGACUUGGUACGAAAACUGAUCAGCUUGGCACUUUCAGAUUCUCAGUUGCCGGUCAAGAUGGACCGUUUCGACCCGAGUAUCGGCCGCACGCUGUGCGCAUACGCGAUGAAUAACAACGCCGAAAUUGAAACGCUCGCCAACUUAGGCUUCCGUGAACAUUGUUACAGUGAACCGCUGGAUGACUAUCAGUAUCAUAAUCAUGCUGCAGCUGCUGACUCGCGAAUUAGGGAAGAGGCCAAGGAUGCGGUCCUCGAACACGUCUUCAUGCCAUUGGUUGAACGGUCCUUUUGGUCGGGUCUCCAGCUCGAUCUUCAGGAGAGCCCUCAAUCGCGGGAUCGGCGGAACCACCUCCUCGCUCAGGACGCGGCCCUGGUGCGGCUCAUUGAUGAGCUGAACCGGUUCCGCGACGGUCAACACUCUAACGCGCAGGCGCCAGCAGGUGACGGUGGGUCACCAGCAGGCGCCGGACGGGCAACACCUACGGACUCCUCGGGGCGGCGGCGUAACUCGGGGCGGCGGCGUCAUCCAAGGGGCAACCCGCCGCAAUCGCCUUUUGGCCAGUCCAGUUCGACGUUUGGCGGCGGUUCGCCAUUUGGAGGCGCCUCGCCCGCUCCCUCCGGCUUCACAGAUGCCAGUGGCGGAUUCACAUUUGGUCAUGGUGGCCCUACAUUUAGCGCGUCUCCAUCU